AUGCCCGGUAAACCCCUCCCUCCCAACCCAUAUAGUGGGCCUGAGGAGGCCGCCUACAACACCUGUCGCCAUCUGGAAAGACUCCUUGACUGGAGUGAGGUAGUAUCUGAUGAAGUUCGCACGAGCAAGAGAACGCCACAGUUGUGCGGACGUCUCCUGGGAUACAUGAUGUUAGAAGCACCCACUCCGGAAGGUCGCCUCAAUGUGGCGAGGGAAAUCCAGACGUGUACAUCAGCUUCCGAUACUCAGGACCGUUUGGCGGCUCUCGCGCAGUUUUAUGAACACCACUUCAUUCGUGUCUUCAAGUCCGCGAAGGGUGCAACACCUACUGUGUCGACACAUCCUUCCCGACCAUCAUUCAAUAUGACCGCAGAGCAGAUAAAUCAGUUGCUCGAGGAGGCCCCUCAGGACCAUAGGGCUGCCAAAUUGCUUAUAUUCCAUCUCACUGGAAGAUACGAUGCUGCCACGGCAAUAAGCAGAUACCCGGAGGAUGAGACAUUCAUAGCUCCAGCGCCUAUCGCACCCACAGAGCUUGCACAUAUAAUCGCUGAAUCGACGAACGCAAAUAUCCAAGAGGGUAGCACAAAGCGAAGCUACGCCGCCUCCGCGUGGGCAGUUCUGGAUCGUUUUGGCAAGGUCAACGUAGUCGACAACGAAUUGAACGGACAAGGAAUCCAUCGCCUCCCAAAUGUGAUGACCAUGUCUGUGGAUGUUCAUAUAUUCUUUGACACGCUUCAAAUAUGGUUCGAAGAAAUUGGCACGGAUCGCUAUCGGCUGUGCGCCCGUUGGGAUAGCAUUUUGACUUCGCUCGGUGUAGACCUCAACAAUCCUGUGAUCCAGCUCACGACUACCAAUGCUAGUCUUCCAUUACCCAAUUCGCAUCUUCUUCGACUCCACGCGACAUGCGCCAAGGUGGCUCAUCUUUCUGGAGCGGGAGAGUAUAUAGAUGCGAUCUUCAGAGACAUGGAAGAGUUGAAAGUAUUGGCCUCUGAUGGUGGCUCUGCUCAUGUGUUGCAGGAUGCGCUACUUCACAGCGGCAGACAAGUCGCUGUUCAUUAA
Sparassis crispa is the source of this 1059-nucleotide messenger RNA. RefSeq lists its product as hypothetical. NCBI's taxonomy places the organism in Eukaryota, Fungi, Basidiomycota, Agaricomycetes, Polyporales, Sparassidaceae. The transcript has 6 exons. The coding region runs from base 1 to 1059 and encodes 352 amino acids. The record is from RefSeq and is a predicted model, not a curated record.